Aspergillus saccharolyticus JOP 1030-1 is the source of this 730-nucleotide messenger RNA. RefSeq lists its product as uncharacterized. The record is from RefSeq and is a predicted model, not a curated record. Lineage: Eukaryota; Fungi; Ascomycota; Eurotiomycetes; Eurotiales; Aspergillaceae. Bases 84 to 590 code for a protein of 168 amino acids. Gene Ontology annotation, molecular function: DNA-binding transcription factor activity, RNA polymerase II-specific; zinc ion binding. Gene Ontology annotation, biological process: regulation of DNA-templated transcription. The transcript is spliced from 3 exons.
UCGCCAUCUUGCCCUUGCAAGACCAUACUCCAUAUCCAUUCUACCUAUCGCUUCAGAUAAAUACCAGUCGUUUGACGGCAGCAAUGACCACGCAGCAAAAUUCCCCAGAGACCAUCACUCCGCUAACCACCUGGAGCUGUACAUCCUGCGAGGCAGUCUUCCACCGUAUAGACCACUACAAGCGCCACAUCGCCUCGCAUAGCACAGACAAGCCUUAUCAAUGUUCAUUCUGCCACGCCCGCUACAAACGAGGCGACGUUCUCCGCCGACACUGGAAAUCCUGUCCCGCACGCCAGAGAACCGGCCACGCCAUUCCCGAACCCCGAACUGGGGGCAAGGAGCGCCAUGCCUGCGAUACCUGUGCCCGGCUGAAGAAGUCCUGUGACGGCGGGAGGCCGUGUCUGGAGUGUGGGAUCAAGGGGAGGGGGUGUACCUAUCGACGGGUGGAUGAGAUUGGUGAAGGGGUGUUCGCGCAGGGAGAGAGUAAUAGUCAGGAGUCGCAGGUAGGGGACCCGGAGGUCUUGCCGUGGAGUUUGGGGCCGCAGAAUUUUUAUUCAUUGCAAGCUGCUAGGGCGAGUUAUGGGGUUUGACGUGAGGGAUGGAUGGGGGGUGCUUUGGUGUAUAGGGUAUGGUGUGGAGGUUGUGUAGAGGCUCUUAGGUUGUGCGGCAGGACUGCGCUGGAUACUGAGUAAGUAGUAAGAGUCAUGGCGUUCUAUGUGAUUAUUGUUAU